This is a messenger RNA of Otolemur garnettii (small-eared galago), 2349 nucleotides long. RefSeq names its product lymphoid-restricted membrane protein. The record is from RefSeq and is a predicted model, not a curated record. The transcript has 17 exons. Bases 1 to 2349 code for a protein of 782 amino acids. Gene Ontology annotation, cellular component: endoplasmic reticulum membrane. Lineage: Eukaryota; Metazoa; Chordata; Mammalia; Primates; Galagidae.
AUGGCCUCGGCAGGGAAGGCACCAGAGAAGCGGCAUAACCCAGUGGAAAGCAUUUGUAGAAAAAUCAGAGCCAUCCAAAGGAGAGAAGCAAUUUCAGAUCCAAUCCAACAGAUAAUCAAGUACCAAUCCAGCAGUUUUGAUAGUCCACAAGCCAACACCAAGAAAAAUUUUGAAGAGGUACUGAGGAAAAUGGCAGCUGCUCACAUUCCUAUGCCCGACUCUCAUUUGUCAAGUUCUAGGAAGGUUGAUGCCUCCAUUUCAUCUCCUCAAAUAAUAUCUCCAAGACUCCCACCCAUUCCUCACCUCCACUCCCUUGAGACCGAGACAUACCCUGUUAUUUUCACAAGUUCUCAGAACAUCUCAAAGUCAAGGUCAGAGAGCAAGAAGAAUCACACACCUUUGAGGUCACAGAUCAGGAAAAGGGGGUUCUUCUCUAACAAGGAUUUGAAUAACUAUUGUAGAGAAAAUAAUUCUGGUGCCUCCACACUUGACUUCAACUCUGGUCAAAGCUCUGAAUGUUCCAAUCCACGGGAUUCAGUGGUGAAGAAAUUAUCUCUGGAUGAAGAUGGAUGGAAACAAGGAGUCAGUGAUGGCAAAGAAAAUACAACAGACAGCAUCAGCAGGACCCAGGAAGAAGAGGUGCUCACAAGUAUUUUUUAUGCAUGUGACACAAAACACAAAGGUUCAGUAGGAGUGGCCAAAAUAAUGAAUUAUCUGAGACAAACAAGCAGCCAAGACUCGGAAGACAGUGGCCUUGAGGAGCUGUGGAAUGUGCUUGAUCCUGAGAAGAGAGACCCCCAGGUGGAUCUGGAAACUUUCCAGGCCGUCAUGAGAGAAUGGAUGGCUUCCUGUGGAAACAAAUGGGAAGGAAUGAGCAGGAGAUUGAGCAGCAGCAUUGACGAUUCUGUUUUUGAACAACCGGACAGCAUAAAAUCAGGUGGCGCACUUAAGACGACCAUAGGCAUGACCGAUUCUAUGGCAAGGAGCUUCGAGGCUUUGGGUGGAGACCUGACUAAAGGAGUCUUAGACGUGUCCGAUUUGAUCGCCUGUGUAGCGGACCUCCAUUUCAACAAGCAGAAAUUGGAAGAGGAAAAUAAUAAGAUAAAGUUGGCAUUAGAAACUUUGGAAGAAACUAAUAGCCAGUUAUCAGAGGACUGUGCAGAAUUGCAGCUUCAGAUUAAAAGUGCCCACCAGGCUAUUAUGAGAACAAAUCUGUUAAAAGAAGAACUGGAGGAACUGAAACUUAGCAUGAACGCUUCCGAAGAGCAGAAGGCCAUGACGAUAGCCCAGAACAAACAAUUAGAGAUAGAAAACCGGGCUCUGAUCCUUAAGAUUCGUAUUCUACAGGAAGAGAACAUUAAGAGCGUUGUGGAUAUAGAUAGACUGGAAAAGAGGAUUGAGGAAUUGUCUAAGACCGAGGCAGAACACCAAAUGCAGUUACACACAUACGAGAACAUUUUACUUAAUAAAGAUGCAAGUUUGCAGAAGAAGGAUUUACGUAUAGAAGAACUUAAGUCAACCAUCAUAGAAUGUGGAAGCAUUAUAGAGAAUUUACGAGGUGAUAAAAAUAAAUUGGCUCAAGAAUUACAGCACUUGCAACAGGAGCUCAUCGUAAAUGAGAUCCAAUGGGAUGUUAGUGGACAACCUAAGAGUCUCAUCUCCGAAGAAAAAUCCCUACAUUAUGAACUCCUUCUUGCUCAGUCUGAAGAGAACAAAGGAACCGAGUGGCAGUGCAGUUUAAUCCUCUUGUCAUCUCUGGACGUGAUCGUGGACCAAAUGCUGCUGUUACUGGGAGAACCUGGGCAGAGGGGCGUAGAAUUCACAGCUGCGCUUCAGAAACUGCAUGAAGAAGUUUCUGAAGUUGAAACUCUCAUUGGUAAAUCCCUACAGUGGGUAAAUAAUCCAGAAAUUACUAUGGAAGAAAAGUGGGAAAAACAGCUCACCGAAUUCAAACAUCUCAUGGAAGAGAAGCUAAACCUUUGGAUACUAAUGCUGAACAGCUUGGAAAACCACAAGGCAUCUCUUGAUAAAGAGUUUGUCAAAUUCAUAGAGAUUUUGAAGAGACUGAGGCUGGAAUAUUUUUAUUUCAGAAACGAAUUUCUUUCCAGUCAGAAACAAGUAGAAACCAUUAAACAACUGCAAGAAGAUGCUGUCAGCCAGGAAGCCAUCCUCAGGAAGAGGCUCCAGGAAGCCGGCCAACGGCUGGCAGACACCGAGGAACAGGUAGGCUGGCCCUGGGCUACGUUAUAUUCCCGGCAAGUCUCCUCCGAUGAAACAAAAAUGGAGGAGGAAGAACAACAAUUAAAAAAAAUAAUAAAACAAAGAGGAACUGUGAAGUUCAGUCCCUAG